UUGUUUAUGUGUUCGCCAUAUGUCUCAGUUUAUUUUCCAUCAAUAUCAAUAAAUUUACGUUAACUUGGCUAGUAGUUGUCUUAUGAUGUUGUAUCAAGUGGAAUAUAAUCUCUUCAAAAUAAUACGCAAAUGAAUGAUGUAGAACUAGGGAAACUAGGUAAUAAUGUUAUAUUUUCGUGUAACUUCUUCCGUUGAAAAAUGAUGGCUCAUCAUAAUAGGAGGCCUGUGAUGGAGAUUGAAAAGGUGCGAUUCUGGACCGAUCCAUCUGUAUUGAUUAUAAACACGUCGUUAAAAGUCAAUCUUGCCGUCAUUAACACCUGAUUUGGACAAUGCUUAGAGUGAAAAGUUAGGCUGAAGAUAACAUUGUUAUCCUUUCCUAUUUCAACGGAAUAUCCAGCUAGGAACAACCUAUAGGAAGGUAUAUUAUUGAUGCAUAAACCCUUGCUGAAAAUGAAUGACAAAAAGGACCUCGAAAUUGUGACAUUCAACUAAAAUUCCCAAAAUUCACUUUUCGAAAUAUUUCUUGGAAUCAUUAUGAAGAUGUCUCCACCCCUACUACGAUCGGUGGAAGGGGGUGAAUUUUUCUGUAUAAAAUGAACUGCCAAAAAGUUUUCUGCACAGUUCUCAGUUAACUUUCGAAUAGUGUCUAGAAGUUUUGGUGCGAUAAAGAUUUUGAGAAAAUGGGUUUCCUUUCAAAGUUAGUUAACGCGGUAGAGAAGCGACCACACUUGUGGUUCGCUGGCAGGGAUGCCGAUUGGAAAGAUGUCGCCGACGAAGUCUUCAGCGAUGAGUACUACGAUUGGAUCGUAGAGGAAAUCGAGGAGAAAGCUAUAUUGUGCAGAGAAGAAUGGGAAAUUCUUCGAUGCCAGUACCUGGGGUACAUCGACUUCGUGGACCGUAGUAUUUACACGAAACAAAAAUACUACCACGACGGCUACGACAUAUUUCCCAUAGCCCUCGAUUUCCUGGGGGUCCCAUCUAAUCGAGGAGCCCGCCUCAAUAAGGCGAUGGAAUAUGGGACCCCCAUACGUUCAUCCGAUUAUGGAUAUCGGAUAUCUAGGCCAGAUGAAUAUACCCAAGAAGAGAAGUGGAUGAUUGAAGAGUUCUUAUGGAGGAGAAACCUGCCAUCUCCUCAGAGUAGGAAUCCUGCAGAAUAUGAAGGAGCAUGGCAGGAUUUCCUCCGAAACGGCAGACCGCCGGUUGAUCACGAUCCGGACUCCGAUAAGGAAAAGGAAAGCCAGACAGAUGCUGCAGAAGGGCCGCCUAAAGUCCGGAGACGGUUGUUCGCUUAGGGAGGAAUUAUGUUUUAUUUAUGUACUUUUAAGUUAUUUAUUUAUUUAUUAAAUUUCUGUAUUAUA
Coccinella septempunctata (seven-spotted ladybird) is the source of this 1358-nucleotide messenger RNA. RefSeq lists its product as uncharacterized. Bases 681 to 1292 code for a protein of 203 amino acids. The record is from RefSeq and is a predicted model, not a curated record. NCBI's taxonomy places the organism in Eukaryota, Metazoa, Arthropoda, Insecta, Coleoptera, Coccinellidae. The transcript has 4 exons.